AUGGAGAGAUACCUUAACCCACAGCAUCGGAACACUUCUUCUGAUCGAAAGCCAAAAUUCCUCCCAAAACCUCCACAAACAGAAGAAACAAAAAAACACUGUGAGCAGCACGCAAACCAAAUGCACAUAGGAGUCCUUAAAUCUUUCAACGAUUCCGACAAAUUAAAAAAGCUUACAACAGAGCUUCAAGAACAUAGAGAAAAAGAAUUAAAAUACUUAAAAAUCAUUAAUGAGCUAAAGCAUAUAGUUUCCAGACAAAAUGAGCAGCUGACCAAGCUUACAAAAGAAAAUGAUAAAUAUCGCAGAAAGUUAGAAUCCUCUCGAAGAGAAGAACUUGAGCUGCAAAUGGCUAUGAGACUAUCAGCCAUGGAAGGAAUUGACCCAGAAGUGGCUCAGUCUGCCCUUAUGAGUGGGGAAAAUUUAUUUGGGCUUGGAAUGCAGCAGGCUAUGUGAAGCUAUCAAGACCCUACAGAUCCUGAUAAUAUGACUUAUGAGCAGCUGCUAGAAUUAGGGGAACAGAUAGGAACUGUCAAUGUGGGGUUGAGUAAUGAAGAAAUUGAGGGAAUUAAAGUUGUAGAAAAUGCGAAUGGGUGCUGCUCGAUUUGCCAAAAUGAUUUUAUUAGAGAAGAUGUGAAAGAAUUGAGGUGUGGGCAUCAAUAUCAUAUUGAAUGUAUUUCAAAGUGGCUGAUAAAGAAAAAGAAAUGCCCUAUGUGUUUUGAAAAUGCUAUAGAAGAAUAA
Messenger RNA from Blepharisma stoltei, 738 nucleotides. The record is from the annotation of a GenBank genome assembly. NCBI's taxonomy places the organism in Eukaryota, Ciliophora, Heterotrichea, Heterotrichida, Blepharismidae.